Rhododendron vialii is the source of this 1797-nucleotide messenger RNA. RefSeq lists its product as uncharacterized. The coding region runs from base 1 to 1797 and encodes 598 amino acids. Lineage: Eukaryota; Viridiplantae; Streptophyta; Magnoliopsida; Ericales; Ericaceae. The transcript has 7 exons. The record is from RefSeq and is a predicted model, not a curated record.
AUGAUAGGCUCUAUUAAGGUGAAUGGAAGAGUAUUAGAGGAGCCCGGAGAAAUAAAGGAAGCAGCGUUUAUCAGACGUUUGACAUCGGAUGUAGCAGUUCAACUUGAAAAACAGUUUGAGGAGGGGGAGAUUGUGGUUGCAUUGAAAGAUUGUAAUAGCCUCAAGGCCCCUGGACCGGAUAGUUUUAACUUUUCCUUUAUCAAGAAAGGGUGGGUUUUUCUGAAAGAUCCAGUGCUGAAAUUUUUUGCUGAAUUCCAUGAGAGUGGAAGUCUCACCAAAGGGGGAAAACAGAUUCUUGAUGGUGUCCUCAUUGCAAAUGAGGCCAUUCAUAGUUGGAAGCAUAGUUCCCGUGGAGGUUUGAUUCUCAAACUAGAUUUUGAGAGAGCUUAUAACUGUGUGAACUUGGGUUUCUUGUUAGAUAUGUUGGGAAAGAUGGGCUGUGGUGGGAAGUGGUAUGAGUGGAUAAAAGAAUGCAUUUCCUCCGUCUCGAUGUCUAUUUUGAUUAAUGGUUCGGCGACAAAGGAAUUUCAAACUCAAAAAGGAAUUAGACAAGGAGAUCCCUUAUCCCUUUUUUUGUUCAAUAUCGUAGCGGAGGCUCUUAACAUUAUGCUUGAGAGGGCUAGGGCCAGGGGAAUCAUCAAUGGAGAAAUGAAAAAUAUCAAAAGGCUAUUAAGAUGUUUCCAGCUAAUGUCUGGCCUGAAGAUAAAUUUCUCCAAAAGCUCUCUUUGUGGUGUUAAGGUCCAACAACAAGAUGUGGCUGCCCUUGCUCAUUGGGAGUGCAUUACCAAGAGUAAAACAAAUGGGGGUUUAGGGGUUAAGAAAUUGUUGCAACAAAACAUGGCACUUUUAGCUAAGUGGUGGUGGAGGUUUAGUAAAGACAAGGAGUCACUUUGGGUAAGAGUUACUAGAGCAAAGUAUAACUUAGAUCAGCACUAUUGGCUGCCAUACAUUCCGAGUUCUGGCUCAGUCUCGAAUGUGUGGAGGGAUAUUUGCUCUGUUGGGGAUAGUGAUUCUUGCCUUGGAAGGGUUGUUCAGGAGGUAUUCCGUGUGCAGGUGAACUUUGGGAGUGAAACCUCAUUUUGGAACCAUGUCUGGUUGGGGAAUAAAUGUCUCAAAGACGAAUAUCCACGGUUAUUUUCAGCGUCGGAUCAGCAGGGGGAGAUGUUCAGAAGAAGGUUGUUCGACUGGGAGAAUCUACACAAGGAGGAGCUCGAGCUAAGAUUACAGAACGUGACUCUGAAUCCAUCCAAACCUGAUUGCUUGCGGUGGAAUUGGUCUGCAGAUGGAUGCUAUACAGUGAACUCGGCUUAUAAAUGUGGGGAUGUUUUCAAUCAGUUAAGGAACUCUGUGUUGGGUUCCUUGUGGAAAAAUUUAAGUCCUCCAAAGGUGGAAAUUUUUACAUGGAUGGUUAUUCAGGAGCGAGUGGCAACAAGGUCGGUUCUUCAAAGCCGAAACAUUAUUGCGGAACCCCAAGAACUGUCUUGCAUAGUGGAUUGGUGGCAUGUUAAAUGGGUGUGCCCUUCAUCGGUAGGGGCUCUAAUAGCAUGGUGGUUUGGGAAUAGAUUUUCGAAUUUAGAGAAAGAAAUUUGGGAAGCUUGUCUUUAUGCAACUCUGUGGUUGUUGUGGCUGAUGCGGAACGAUUGUGUGUUCAACAAUGCUUCUAUGUUAGUUUGGGAUGUGGCGGACUUAAUCAAAACAAGGGUGGCCAUGUGGAUGAGGACAAAGCACGACAUCAAGUUAUAUUCGGUGGACAACUUUAAGGGGUAUUUGGACGGGAUUCAUAAUCUGAAAUUGUAA